Messenger RNA from Caenorhabditis bovis, 543 nucleotides. The record is from the annotation of a GenBank genome assembly. NCBI's taxonomy places the organism in Eukaryota, Metazoa, Nematoda, Chromadorea, Rhabditida, Rhabditidae.
AUGAUGGCGACCACGACGACUGGCGGCAGCGAGCAAUUCCCAUCGACAUCUGCUGCCUUUUUUCAGGCACACUCAAAUUUGGGACAUCAGGAAGUGAAACCAAAACGAGAAAAAAGAAAAUAUCGAUGUCGAAAGAGAAGUCCUGCGACGAUUGAGCGGGCCAAAAUGAUUCGUCGAGAUAAGGCAAAUGCAAGAGAACGAAGACGCAUGAAUAGUUUGAAUGACGCCCUGGAACACCUUCGCACAAUUCUUCCUGCUUUGCCCGAUGAGCCCAAAAUGACAAAAAUCGAGACAUUGCGAAAAGCUCAACAAUAUAUUGCUACAUUGUCUUAUCAACUCUCCUGUGGCGACCCAUCAUCAUCUCCAGAAUCCAUGCAACAAUAUCCUUGCGAUGGAAUCAAUUGUGGCUGCUGUUCAACAAGCGUUUCGCUGUCUUCAACUCCCUUCCAAAGCCCCUGUUUCCCUCCUCCAACUAAUCAGUAUUCAUCACAAAGCAACUACAAUUAUUCCAAUUAUUAUUCCCCACAAUUUCCCAAACCUUAA